Molecule: messenger RNA, 2022 nt
Organism: Naegleria gruberi
Lineage: Eukaryota; Heterolobosea; Eutetramitea; Acrasida; Naegleriidae
Exons: 5
Coding region: 1-2022 (673 amino acids)
Biological process (GO): autophagy of mitochondrion; reticulophagy; autophagy of peroxisome
Cellular component (GO): Atg1/ULK1 kinase complex; extrinsic component of membrane; phagophore assembly site membrane
Molecular function (GO): molecular adaptor activity; protein kinase binding
Source: RefSeq, a predicted model, not a curated record
AUGAAAGUAUGCCAAGCAGAAGAUGGAACUCUGCUGUUGGAUACAAAACAAUUCUUACCAACUACACCAACAACAACAAUAACUGAUAAUGUCGGAGACAAUGUACCAAACAUUUAUACAAUCUUUCAACUCAAACAAGUUUUGGAAAAAUCAACGAACAUUUCUAUUGAGAAUCAAAUAUUAUUGGAUUCAAAAGGAGCAAAAGUAGACAAUGAACAAACUAUUGCAGACUUUGAUGAUGAUGAGAAUUUGUAUCUUUUUGAUAGAAUGUCCUUUUCAUCAAAAUCAAAGGCUCAAGUGUUAUUAAAAAUUAUUUCCGAUGAAUUUGGACAGUUAGAGUUACGAGAAAUCAAUCCUACAAAUAUUAUUCUACCAGAGGAAAUUCAGAAAAAGAUUAAGAACAAUGAACUAUUCAAAUAUGUUCAACAAUUUUACAUUCAAUUAUUACAGGCUGAGAACAUUGCCAAGACUACUCAGAAUAGGAUGAAUUAUUGUGUUGUGAAAUUGGACCAAAUGAAAAUUCAGAACGAGUCGAUAAGUGUUGCCCUCCUCAAUCUUGAAGGACAUACGAAAGGUAGUUCAGCCUCAUUAAAAAGAUUUAAGGAAAGAUUCGAUAAGAUUGAUACCAAAUAUAUGGAUAUUAUACUAACUCUCGAUUCAGAUAUGGAAAAGUUAAGUUCAAUCGAACUGCAUCCAACCAUUCAAACAUCAUCAAGGCGUACACUUCAAGAUUGCAUUCCAAUACAGCAAAUCAAAUUGUGGGCCACCAGAUGUUCACAAGAUUUGUCUACCUUUAAAGAAAAGGUAAUUCAGACCAUUGCUUUAUCCCAACAAAUUGAUAGGGAUGUUGACACUCAACUGUUACUCAUUGUCCCACCAGUCAAUUUUUCAAUGUUAUCCAAACUUUGUACUGAAUCGGAAAACAUUGUAAAUAAUCAAAAAGAACUUGUAAAUAAUAUUAACCGUAACUUCCAAUCCCUUCUACAAAUGGCAUCCAAAUCCGAGAGUCAUAAGGAUGUAACAGUUAUUGUCCAACUCAUUGAAACACAUCAACAUGAUCUUAUUCAAUUGAGAGAUUUUGAAAAUGGCAUGAAAGUGACGUGUGAGAAGAUUGCCCAGUCCAAAGUCAUGCUAACUAAAUACUUACUCGAAAAGUUAAAGGUUAUUUCUACCAUUCAGUAUAGUAUUCUCAAAUUGAAUAAGAAAGUACAAACCUUUGUAAGCGUAUUGAAGAAUAUCAUGUCCAAAUUCCACCACGUCUCAAUUCCAAAAUACCUUCCUGGAGCCUAUUUUAUGGCACUUUUGGAAAUUAUUAGACGAAGGGCCUACAUUAGAAAAUUCGAUGCUGAAGUUAUCAGAGCAUCAGAAAUCAUUCAAGAACUCAGGGAUGAAGAGACAAGAAAUAGAAAGAACUUUUUCAAAGCAUUUGGAAAAUUCUUGCCACCUCAACUCAUUGACAAGAUUAAUGAAUUGCCUGGAAGUGGAGAUGAAAUUUUGAACCUCAUUGGCUCUUAUUCACAAACUGAAAUGAACAAACUUCCAAACAUUUCCAGUCUCGAUGGAAUGGAAAAUAUUGUAAAAAUGGAAGAAAUUGAAAAGACUUUUAACGAUGCAGUCUACUUUGGAGAUUCUGGAUCGAGCAAGUUGGAAUUUAAAUUAUACUCCAAGUUGUUGGAUGAAAAUAAUCUAUUCCACCAAAUGAACGAGAAGAAUAUGAUUUCCUCCUCAAUCAAUUUUGAUUUCGAUAGAGUUAGUAUUGCAGAUAGUGAUACAGAGAUUCAUGGAUCCUCUGCUAGUAGUUCACCAAGAUCCUACACAAAAGCAAAAACAGCCAAUAUUGAGGAAUACGAAAGGAGAAUGGAGGAUUUAGAUAUCAUGGAGAAUCAAUUGAAAUCCAUAUCAGUCAGAGCAACCCCUAGUACACCUUCUGAUAUUGACCAAUUGAGAGAAGAAAAUUUUAUGCUCAAACAACAAGUAUUGCAAUUGCAGAGAGAACUCGAACAAUUAAAGCAAAAUAAAUAA